Messenger RNA from Dermacentor andersoni, 1394 nucleotides. RefSeq lists its product as uncharacterized. The record is from RefSeq and is a predicted model, not a curated record. Lineage: Eukaryota; Metazoa; Arthropoda; Arachnida; Ixodida; Ixodidae. Gene Ontology annotation, molecular function: DNA-binding transcription repressor activity, RNA polymerase II-specific; RNA polymerase II cis-regulatory region sequence-specific DNA binding. Gene Ontology annotation, biological process: regulation of transcription by RNA polymerase II. Gene Ontology annotation, cellular component: nucleoplasm.
CGAGCAUGAAAAAUAGCAAUUAUGUCUUCUUAUGAACGCUAACUUUUUUUUUUUUUUGAGGUGACGGUUAGUUUGGUUAGCUGAUUUACCGGAAAGACUGCACGGGUAAUCGGUGUGCCUCUGCUAUCAUUCAAAGAUUUCUAGUUUAGGAUCAACCUAGUGGCGCACCCUGUCGUCUCGAUUUUUCAUAUAUGCGUUGUCAAUUUAUUCGAAAUCCCGAACUGCAAAAGCUUUAUUUGCUUCCGUUCCAUUUGGGCAUUGAGUGCGCAUGCGCGGAGCUUCAACAUCGCGUAUUCGUGAAUACACGCCAGUUAGUUGGCAUCGCAACAUCAGGCAUGGCUUACGGAAGAAGCAACGAAUAUACGCCUGCAGUGUUCAGCUUCACAGACGAAGCAACGCCAAGCGCAAACCGUGGCAACCAGGGUGCUUCUUCUUUUGGCGCCUACCCAACCAUUUCUGACGACACCUGGCAUUACCAGUGGAACACACAGCCCAGGCCAAUAACGCGCGGGGCUUACGACGUCGGCGGUGUCAUUGACAAUGCAAGCACUACUUACCUGCUUCUGGGGUCCAGCAGCAGCAUCGAUCAUGAAAGGUCCAGCACAAGCCGCGCUGGCAUAGAAGAAUCAACACCAAUUUUAGAAGAUGGCGCCACAAUUCCUCAGGCAACCUGUGUUGACCAGUGGAACACGCAGUACCAGCCGGCUGAUGGCACAUCCACCGACUGUGGGCAUACACCCAACACAGACACCGGAACCACUCGUUUCACACAUCCGGUGUACAGCAGCCUAGUGGCCAGCACAAGCUAUGCGCGCAUGGAGGAAUCAUCGGACACUUUCGGAAGAUACGCUAGGAAUGCUACUGGAACAGGAGGAAUGGAACAGCAAGAGUUGUCCUUUGCGUGUGCCAAUGUUUCCAGCAGACAGGAUGCAUUACACGGGCACGCCAACGAACACACGAGCGAUACUGCCCACACUUGCAGAGCAUGUGAUCAAUCGUCUGUGAAGGUGUAUAAGUUUGUAGAACAUUGCCGGAACCGCAGGGGCAAAAAACACAAAUGCAAAACCUGUGAUAAGCUGUUCAACCGGGCUGAUUAUCUAGCUAAACAUUACCGCACGCACACGGACGAGAGACCCCACAAAUGCAAAAUCUGUGAUAAAUCGUUCCGGCAGUCUGCUCAUCUAGAUAGGCAUAAGCGCAUACACACAGGUGAGAAAGCCUACCUUUGCAAAAUAUGCGGUAAAUCAUUCACGCGGGCGGAAAUUCUUCGUAAUCAUCAGCACACGCACGCAGAGUAGAAACGCCGUCUGGGAAGUCUGGGAAGUAUUCAAAGUUCGUAAAACAUUGCCGGAAGAGUAGAGGCGACCACCACAAAUGCGAAACCUGCGGUCGAA